Molecule: messenger RNA, 953 nt
Organism: Ipomoea nil (Japanese morning glory)
Lineage: Eukaryota; Viridiplantae; Streptophyta; Magnoliopsida; Solanales; Convolvulaceae
Product: nucleoside diphosphate kinase 2, chloroplastic
Exons: 7
Coding region: 46-753 (235 amino acids)
Biological process (GO): GTP biosynthetic process; CTP biosynthetic process; UTP biosynthetic process
Molecular function (GO): nucleoside diphosphate kinase activity
Source: RefSeq, a predicted model, not a curated record
AAGAAACGAGCGAGAGCGAGAGCGAGAGAGCGACAGAGACGGAGAAUGGAAGCUCUAACGUUGGUGGGUUCUGCCACACCUCGCGUUUCUUCUUCACUCUCUGCUUCUUACCCGUCACCCAAUACCUUAUCCUACGCUCCCUCCUGGAACCUAUCCGCACGCGCCGCCGCCAACAACAACAACUACCACCACCUAUCAUCAUUCAAACCAGUAUCCCGUCUCUUCUCAUACUCCCCAUCUCGCCCUCAUACCCACCGGAAAAAUCAUGUCUUUCUUCCUCACUUGGUUGCUUCCCUGGAAGAAGUGCAGCAGACUUACAUUAUGAUUAAGCCAGAUGGUGUCCAGAGGGGCCUUGUUGGAGAGAUAAUUUCUAGGUUUGAGAGAAAGGGAUUUAAGCUAACAGCGCUAAAGCUCUUUCAAUGCCCCAAUGAAUUGGCAGAGGAGCAUUACAAGGAUCUGCAAUCGAAGCCAUUCUUUCCGAAGCUGAUCAAGUACAUUACGUCUGGUCCUGUUGUGUGUAUGGCUUGGGAGGGCAUCGGUGUUGUUGCAUCAGCCCGGAAGUUAAUAGGAGCUACAAAUCCUCUUAAUGCUGAACCGGGCACAAUCAGAGGAGACCUUUCUGUUCAAACUGGAAGGAAUGUGGUGCAUGGAAGUGACAGCCCUGAGAAUGGCAAACGCGAAAUAGCUCUGUGGUUCAAAGAAGGAGAAUUAUGCGAAUGGACACCAACUCAAGAACCGUGGUUGAUAGAAUAGUUCCAAUCAAGGCGAGAUGCAGUGAUUUGUUCGUUUUUGGUCGAGAGAUAUUACAUGUCUGUCUGUGAACUGGAGAUAUGUUCGUUUGUUUCAAACUGACAAUACACCAUUUCUUAUCAAUAAAUUUUUUCAGGAUAAGGGACACAAAGGAUUUAAUUCCUCUAACUCCCUUUCUGAUUGAGUUCCACUUGUUCUUGAAA